GCUGAAUUUUUUGGUGACCUUAACAAUACAUGUACGCAGUGGAGAAAAUUUAAACAAGUAAUGUGUGGAAAAUACGCAGAGCGAGGAACGAAGUUCCAUAAACCACAUACUCCAUUUUUACUUCGACUUCAUCUCUUUAGAU
Dentiscutata erythropus is the source of this 142-nucleotide messenger RNA. Lineage: Eukaryota; Fungi; Glomeromycota; Glomeromycetes; Diversisporales; Gigasporaceae. The record is from the annotation of a GenBank genome assembly.